Molecule: messenger RNA, 654 nt
Organism: Penicillium lagena
Lineage: Eukaryota; Fungi; Ascomycota; Eurotiomycetes; Eurotiales; Aspergillaceae
Product: putative cell wall protein
Exons: 2
Coding region: 1-654 (217 amino acids)
Source: RefSeq, a predicted model, not a curated record
AUGUCUCCUAACAUGAAUACGCUCCUGUGUCUUCUUCUGGCUGUUGGCCCCGCCGCUGUCCUGUCGGCUCCUCAGACCCAGGGUCUCGCCAUGCCCGGUUCUACUGGCUCCAGCGGCUUGGGCUCCGGUCUGAUCCCUGGCUCCUCUAGCAGCGGCAGCUCACUGCCCGGCCUGGGUGGCGCCUCCGACAGCGCCACCCCGGCGACCGGCACCAGCGAAGAAGACGCCGGCAGCGGCUUCAGCGCUGGCAUCCCCGGUGGCCCAGGCGUGCACUUCGGCGCUGGCGUCCACAAGGUCCAGUACGGCCCAUGUGGCCCUGGCUACAGCGAGGCCAAGCACGCCGGCAGCGGCUUCCGCGUUGGAAUUCCCGGCGGCCCGGGCGUUUCCUUCGGCGCCCACGCCGACGAGGCUCACCAGGCUAUUCCCUGCCCGGAGCAGCCUUCACCAGUCAUUGUUACUCCCAUCAUCAUCCCCUCCACCACCCCUGCGCCGGCAUAUGUCGCGCCUCCCGCACCUGUGCACUCCACCCCGCUGAUCUCGCACCCUGCGCCGUCUGCUAAGCCCCCUAUGCCUGUGUACAACGCCGGCUCGUCGCUUGUGCCGGGCUCUGGCGUCCUAGCUGUUGCCCUUCCUAUCAUCCUGGGCCUGUUCUAA